Volvox carteri f. nagariensis is the source of this 465-nucleotide messenger RNA. RefSeq lists its product as uncharacterized. The record is from RefSeq and is a predicted model, not a curated record. NCBI's taxonomy places the organism in Eukaryota, Viridiplantae, Chlorophyta, Chlorophyceae, Chlamydomonadales, Volvocaceae. Bases 1 to 465 code for a protein of 154 amino acids. The transcript has 6 exons.
AUGUCAAAGCGGGGAGCAGGCGAGCGGGACUUCACGCCAGCGCAAGGAAACAUGCGAAAGGCGCGUGUAGAAGUUCGCCGAGCCGAUGCUUUCCAGGUCCUCAUGGCUGCAGCUCGGGCUAGGAACAGCGCCGCUCAGCAGCAGGCCACAGCUGUGGCAGCCGCGACGGCGGCCGUGCUGGAUUACGAGGAAAGGGAGGACCGGGUCUUCUGCCUGGGCUGCCUGGAAGAUCAGCAGGUCCUUGGCGACGGUAUUGGUUUUGGGGUGCCGAACGCGCAUGAGCGGGGACUGAUCACCGAGGGAACAUGCCAUCACAACUUUGGUGAAAUAGCUUGCAACUGGAAAGGCCUCUCGCUUGAGACGCUGGCACAGCGCGGUGGCGCGUCUUUGAGAUCUUGCUUCUUUGGUUUGUGCCGUCGCAACGCAGCCAUCCAGGGUCCUGCAGCCAAUGUGUCAAAACAGUGA